AUGAUGGACCCUUUGGUUACGGAGUCUGCCCUCCGAGGCACUCCAGGUCACGUCACCCUUCCUUUUUCUAGCCGUGUCGUCGACCACAACCUUAUUGAACUCUCCACAAAGAUUAUUGAAGUCAUUUACCGGUAUCAGAACAAGCGGGGUGGCACAGAAGGCCUGCAGUCCGAUAUAGGUCUUCUUUCCGGGCUCACACAAGUUUACACCCAUGUCAAGUCCAACCGGGCCAUCAAGAUGGCACUUCCUGCUUUCCCUUUCAAGUCUCCCAACACCAAGAUUAAGGUUCUUGGCCGUCUCCCUGACAAGGCCGAGGAGUUUGCUCUUGCCCACCUGAACGGACUUUGUGCCGCUAUCAAAGAUGUCUAUGAGCCUGGUGCCGAACUGACUAUCAUUUCGGACGGCAUUGUGUACAAUGACCUUCUCAGUGUCCCUGAUUCUGAUGUGUGGGCUUACGGAGAAGCCCUCCGUGAGCUUGCUAAGACCAAGGGCUUUGAAUACAUCCGAUUCUCUCGAUUGGGUGACCUUGUCCCAAUGUCGGUACCCCAGAGCCUUGAUGAAGUUUCAUACGUUGCCAACGCCACGAACUUCCGUGUUGGCCUCAUGAACAACUUUAGCAGCAAGGAUUGGAACGUUUCUGACAGAAUUGCCGAAGAUGAGGACGUUUGCCUCACGUAUCGUGGAUACCUUAAAUUCCUGUUCACUGAUCUUGCGGAGACAUAUCCAGUCAGCGACAGCUUUUCCAAAUCCAAGUUCAAGAAGGGCACUGAGAGCAUUGCCAAACAGAUGCUUGUCCGUGGCCAGGCCUUUGCUCGCGCCGUCCGCGAAAAGUUUGGAGGCCACGUCCGUCUGUCCAUCCACCCCUCGACUGGACAGAACAAGGUCUCGGUCAGCACCUUGCCUACCGAUUCCAGCUACACUACCCCGUGGCACUGUACCCUUGGUAUCCGUCUCGACGGUACUGUGACUUCCAACCUUUCCCAGACCUUCCGCGAUGACCCUAAGUGGGAGCUUGUCUACGAAGAUGGAAGACCCUCGUAUUUCCGCGAGAAGAGUGACCUGUACAACUGGAGUACUGGCGCUAUUAACGUUACCCCCGUCUAUCCAUCCGGUGUGAUGAUUCAGCCCGCUGAGGGCCACAACACCCUCUCAAUGCAAAACAUUGACGCCCAGAAAGUUCGCGCUCUCUCUGAACUUAACUCUCCUGUCCUUCUUCGUGGUUUCUCUGGUUCUAGGGACCGUGAGAGGUAUCUUGCCAAGGCGUCAGAAUUCGGCACACCUCUUCCAUGGAAAUUCGGCAUUCUGCUGGAGGUUAAGGACCGUGGUGCUGAUACUCGGGGUCUUAACAAUGUCCUCUCUGCUGAAUGGAUGCCUUUCCACUUCGAUGGUCUAUUCAAGACCAUGGAUAUGACCAGAGAAGACGGCACUACGUAUAAGCUCCCCAACCCACCACGAUUCCAGCUUUUCACAUCCGUGACUCCUUCUCCCUCUGACACUGGCUUCACUCUUUUCUCUACCUCUACCUUCGUCUUCAAGCAUCUUCCCGAUCACCUUCCCGUUGAGACUUUGAAGACUCUCACCUGGUCUGUCAGCACUUCGUCUUUUGACAGCACCAAGCUUCACGGGCUUCCUCUCGUCCAAGACCACCCUGUGACUGGCAAGCCUUGCCUACGGUAUCACGAGCCAUGGCCCACAAGCAAGACCAACUUCGAAGCUACAGACAUUACGAUUGAUGGAUUGAGUCCAGAAGCCUCCGCCGAUGUAUGCAAGGUUCUUGACAACCUUCUGCACGAUCGCCGCGUGGUAUACUACCACUCCUGGCAGAAGGGUGACAUCUUGGUUAGCGACAAUAUUUUGACCAUGCACACUCGCAGUGACUUCAAGGGUGGUGCUGACCGAGAGUUGUGGAGAAUUCACUUUGACUAA
This is a messenger RNA of Talaromyces rugulosus, 1926 nucleotides long. RefSeq lists its product as uncharacterized. The transcript is spliced from 3 exons. The record is from RefSeq and is a predicted model, not a curated record. Bases 1 to 1926 code for a protein of 641 amino acids. NCBI's taxonomy places the organism in Eukaryota, Fungi, Ascomycota, Eurotiomycetes, Eurotiales, Trichocomaceae. Gene Ontology annotation, molecular function: oxidoreductase activity.